This is a messenger RNA of Antechinus flavipes (yellow-footed antechinus), 11746 nucleotides long. RefSeq names its product nudE neurodevelopment protein 1 like 1 (gene NDEL1). Gene Ontology annotation, molecular function: microtubule binding. The record is from RefSeq and is a predicted model, not a curated record. The transcript has 11 exons. Gene Ontology annotation, biological process: chromosome segregation; centrosome localization; microtubule nucleation. Gene Ontology annotation, cellular component: kinetochore; kinesin complex; centrosome. The coding region runs from base 1683 to 2717 and encodes 344 amino acids. NCBI's taxonomy places the organism in Eukaryota, Metazoa, Chordata, Mammalia, Dasyuromorphia, Dasyuridae.
CUUCUUUUUUUCCACACCCCUCUUCUUUUGAAUUACUAUUAUUCCUUCUAUCUAAAUAGUUGCCACAUUUUGUCCUUGUCUUCCUUUGAAAUAUCCCUUGCAUCCAUUUCUCCCAUUUUAAUAAUCCCACGGCAAGGAUAAAUCACAAUUUUUUCCGUUCUUCCUCUCUAGCUUUUCUAAAUCAAGUUAAAAUGAUUUCAAGGACAGCAUUUAAAAUGAAAAACUAUAAAAGAAUGCAGGAGUGUUUUUUGGAUAAGAGGAAGGGAGCAUUUUCAGGCGUAAGGAAACCCAUAGGCUAGUUGGAAGGGACUUGUUAUAUGCGAUUCAGGAGGACUCCUGUGGGUCCCUGAGGUCUGCUAGGUCAAAACUAAUUUCAUAAUAGAAUAAUAUAGUAAAUUUCAUAGCUACAACUCAAACAAAAGCUCUAGAAGGUGGGGGAGAGGGAUGUCCUCGGCAAUUUUAAAGUGUAAAGAGGUUUUAAGAUAAAAAAAAAAAAGAUUGAAGAACCAAUGAUUUAGUCUAAUCUAGUCAUUUUACAGAUGAGGGAACCGAGGUACGAGAAAUGAACAGGACUUUGUCAAUGUUACACAGCAGGUAAGCCAGGAAGAAGGAUGGGAUUUCAACCUGAUCCGAGCUCUUUCACCUUGCGCACGCAGCGGAGAACAAUUCUUCCCCAGGGACAGCGCUUCCUCAACAAUUCUUCCCCAGGGAUAGCGCUUCCUUAGCAAGACAUCCAGGAUGAGCUGUGGCGGCGAAGGGGGAAGGAACCGGGCGGGGCCCUUGCAUUUAGAUCUUCCGGGCGGGCCCUUGCAUUUAGAUCUUCCGGGCGGGCCCUUGCAUUUAGAUCUUUGCGGCAAUCCUCCGCGCUUGCGCAAGAACUCCACCACGCUUUUCCACUCUUGCGUGGCUAAAGAAAAAAAUGCCCCGGCUAACCCGUAGCUGCCCUGAAUAUGCGCCCUCACCUUCCCUCUUUCCCUCCCUUUCCUCCCCUCCCAUCUCCUCCCUUCCUCGUGAGGCUAUCCUUCGCCUUCUCAUAAUACUGUCUGCCUGGACGCUCCGAACCCACACCCUCCCCGACUUGCGUCACAGAGAGGUUUUGUGACUGCCCCGCCCGCCUGAAGUAUCGCGCGCGGAGGUCUGUGCUGCGCGUGACGCGGCACGGGGGAGGAGAGCGAGCGCGAGCGAGGACGGAGCUUGCUGGGGAAAGCUUUAAGCGGAGGCAAAAUCGGGAAGCUGAGAAGUGGGUCUGGUCCGGUCCAGUCUGGUUUGCGAAAAUGUCGGUUUGACACUGUUCAGGUCUACUGGAUUUCGUGUUGUCCAUAAGCGUGCGCACAUUUCACGUAUCAAUGAAUCACCACAGUCCAGUGGCAAGGCAAAAGUCAAGAAGACUGACGAUGGCUCAGGAUGCGAUGGAUGACCUUGGUGUCUUCGAUAUCUAAACAAGCUCUAAGCAUUCCCCGGCGCCCGCUUCUGCAGCCUUCAUGGCCCAUUGGAACAAAUUGUUCUCAUCUGCCCAUUCCGCCAAGGGAAAUCUUCACAUGCUUGGGGUAGACAUCCCUCUAAUUCACCAAAGAGACCCCUCUGUUACCCUCAACCUGGUUUAGCCUGAGUGUCAAAAUGGUUUACCGGGGUGUGGCCACUGCGCAUGCUACAGCUUCUUGGAGCCACAGACUAUUUUGAUCAUGGAUGGUGAGGAAAUACCAGACUUUUCAAGUUUAAAAGAGGAAACUGCUUAUUGGAAGGAACUUUCCUUGAAAUAUAAACAAAGUUUUCGGGAGGCACAGGAAGAGCUGGUUGAAUUCCAAGAAGGAAGCAGAGAAUUAGAAGCAGAAUUGGAGGCUCAGCUAGUCCAAGCUGAACAAAGAAAUAGAGACUUACAAGCUGAUAACCAAAGACUGAAAUAUGAAGUAGAAGCAUUAAAGGAGAAACUAGAACAUCAGUAUGCACAGAGUUAUAAACAGGUCUCUGUUUUGGAAGAUGAUUUGAGUCAGACACGAGCCAUUAAAGAACAAUUACAUAAAUACGUAAGAGAGCUGGAGCAGGCCAAUGAUGACUUGGAGCGAGCAAAAAGGGCUACAAUAGUUUCCCUGGAAGACUUUGAACAAAGGCUGAAUCAAGCCAUUGAACGAAAUGCAUUUUUGGAAAGUGAACUUGAUGAAAAGGAAUCUUUGCUGGUUUCUGUACAGAGGCUAAAGGAUGAAGCAAGAGAUUUAAGACAAGAACUAGCAGUACGUGAAAGGCAACAAGAAGUAACCAGAAAGUCAGCUCCUAGUUCUCCAACUCUAGAUUGUGAAAAAAUGGAUUCUGCUGUACAGGCAUCCCUUUCCUUACCAGCCACUCCUGUGGGGAAAGGAACAGAGAAUAGCUUUUCUUCACCAAAAGGUAUACCAAAUGGUUUUGGCACCAGCCCACUAACUCCUUCUGCAAGGAUAUCGGCAUUAAACAUUGUGGGGGAUCUUUUGCGGAAAGUAGGGGCUUUAGAAUCCAAAUUAGCUGCUUGCAGGAAUUUUGCAAAGGAUCAAGCAUCACGGAAAUCUUAUAUUUCAGGGAAUGUUACUUGUGGCCUGGUGAAUAGUAACAGCACAAAGUUCUCUCGUUCAGGGCAUACAUCUUUCUUUGAUAAAGGGACAGUAAAUGGCCUUGACCAAGUUCCUCCAACUGGUCUGGGCUCCUCCAGACCAUCGUCUGCUCCAGGUAUGCUGCCUUUGAGCGUGUGAGCACCCAGUGUCCAGGUGGAGGACCCAGCCCUCCUACUGAUGAACGAGGACAUACCUACGCUUACCUGUCUGUGCCCACACCUGCAAGGCCCAGCUCAUGCCCUUAUAUCUACCUGCCUUCCCAUAGCCAGCAGAUGGCAUGCCAUGGCAAACACCAUGCCCACUGCCCUGCAGAACUCUGCUCGAUGUUAACCCUGGUUAUUUUCUCUUCUCACCAUAGUGCCCAUUGGUUUCACAUGAUUGCACUUUUGUGGGUCACAAACUGAUAUGUGUAUUACAUGGUUUCUCUGGAUACUGAAGUUCUCCCUCACCCCACUUGGCCCCUGUAGUCCUUCCUUGCUGUUCCAGUAGGAGUCAUUUGAGUGUAGGACCAGUGCAAAUCUUGAAAUUCUCUAAAAGAUCAUAUUGAUGUGUGAUAGCUUCUCUAUCCCUCCCCACCCCACAACAUCUCUCCUCCUGCUCCCCCCAAAAGGGUCUUUUAUAACAAAGACUUGGGGGCCUCACUUCUCUCCCAUAUUCAUGAUAGUCAUGGACACAGGGCAUGUGUUUCCUGUGCCCUGAAGUCUUUUGAGUUAGCAUUUGCAGCAUUUAGUUUUAACUAGUGCAAUGAACAGGGUCCCCUGGAAGUCCUAGGGACUGUGUUUUGGAGGACUUUGCAGCUGUGAGGUGUGUCUUCUUCUGUGCCUCAGACUUGAUGAAGGGUUGACUGUCCCCUCACCAGCUUUCCAGAUCCUUCAGUUAAAAACAUUGUCUUCAGAGCACUUUUGUUUUGUUCUCAGUGGGCUUAACCAGUUGAAUUGGGAGGAGUUGAGUGGCCCGUCUCCAAGGGGCAAAGAGAAGACUGUCCCUCAGAAGGGUAGGACUUUAUGUGUUUUUCCUGUGCAUCCUUUGAUUAUUCACAUGCUGCAUUUACUGUUUACAUUUUUUUGUAUAUAGGUUUGUAUACUUACACGCCUGAGAUAUUUGUGCAUAACUUGGGCUUUGUAGCUUUAUUUAUUCAGAAUCCAUUUGGCAUGUUUAAUGACUUAGGAUGGUGUCCUGUGAGCAACUGUAUAAGAUCAUCAUGUGGUUUAAAAAACAAAAUGCUUCUCAUCAAAAUAAAGAUUUUUUUUUUGUGGAAACAAUGAAUUUUACAGAAAAAGAAGAUUGAAAUUGAUAUAUGGCCUGUAUGAGAGAAAACAAAAGCUGGAAUAUAUUAAUGACGCAAGAAGUUCAAAUAUCUGGCUCAUAAAUUAGAAAGAGGAAUUGACUUUUCCUGUGCAUGGAGCUUCCCUCAGGGUGUUAGGGCAGGUUCAGAAGGAAAAGCCCCAGAUUUUGUUUUCUUAUGCUGAUGAAAUGAGUAAUCCUUACUCUCAAGAUCAGAAGCAGGUAGAGGAUGACCAUGAAGCCUUGUGAGCAGAUUUUUAUCAUGUGCUUGUUAGGGGUUAGUUUAUGGGAUAUAAAGGGUGGAUCCCACCAUUUUUUUCAUCAAGUGAGGUAUUAUGCAUUUUUGUCAUUCUGUAGUUUGAAGUCAUUUCAAAUUAGGUUUCUUAGAUUCCAACUCAGAAUUUUCACCUCAUCUCCCAGGCUUGCUGAUUGACACCAGGUGAGAGAAGGUUCCAGGUGUUUGAUAGCAGUGACAAGAACAGCCUCAGAAACUGGAUGCUCAUAGCUUUCAUACAACAGGCUUUGAAUACUACUUUUGGUACAACAAAUGAACUCAACAUGAAAGAGCAAGCAGGAACUAAAAUGCUAUUAAAUAAGCAAUACCAAGUGAUAUUUUACAUAUAUAAAAACAAUAAAAUAUGCAAAUAGUCUCUGCUUUUAGACAUAACGCAUUCUUUUGGAAUCUGGGUUUUAAAGAAGUUCUCUACAAGACAGAGUCCUGACAUCACAUGGAUAGGUAUCUUCCUCUGCAUGAAUAAGGAGAGAGGUGGUAUGCUAUUAAGGCAUCCAUGAAGCAUGAGGUCUACUCCUAUUUAUUUAAAAUUGCAAUCUUGCCAGUGGAGAAAUACUGUCUCCCAACUUAACAUUUUUAGGGGUUGGAUUCUAUUUUAGAUACUUACUAGGUGCUACCAUGAACAACUAGCUUAUUAGAGUUAUUGUGAAGAAAGUGCAACAUCCAUAUAUGUGAAUUAUUGUUAAGCUUGGUAAUCAUGGUACAGUGGAGGUAACUAUUUGGAUUUAGAAGACUUGGGUUCUAAAUUAAUUAUUUGACUUCAGGCAAAUCACUUUUCUGGGCCCAGUUUUUUCAUCUGUAAAAUAGAGAGGGUCAGAGUGGGUAAUUUCUAAGGGUCUUUCCAGGUCUAAAGCUCUGAGGUUACUUCCACCAUUGAUAAUUCAGUGAUUCCCAGUAGUAUUUUAUAAGGCUGACUGUGUUCUUCAACUUUUUAUGUGUCUAAGACCCCUUCAUUUUCCUUGAACAGAACUGAUAAAUAUCAACCUAUCGUUAGAUUCUGCCCUUUUGUUCAAUGUAAUCUCUAAAAGUACCUCUUUAAAUCUCUUUUCUUUCUAAAAGGUCGUUCUGAUAACUUAAAAUAUUUAUUAAAUAUCUAAAAACUCAGUUCCAUCCCCUCUCAUCCUGCCACCAACACAAUAUUAGCUAUCACCUCCACAAACUUCUGUUCAUUCUCUGCUGCAUGUAUUAUUAUUUUUUUAAUGCAGCAUUCAAUUCCAUCACCUGUGUAAUGCAAAAGCAAACUGCUGUCAUGAGCAGUGGGUUGGGAGUCAAAGGUUCUGGGUUUGAAUUCUAAGUCAGCCACUUACUACCUUUACAAUCCUGGGUAGAGGGCUUUUUUCCUUAUUUGUACAAUAAGUGGAUGGGUUAGAUGAUCUUUAAAAGCCUUUCUAUCUUUAAAUCUACAUGUGUGAAAUGUUACUUGUGGUCACUGCUUUGCAAAGGGGUAAACCAAAAGAAGUCGUCUUUAGUUGGAAUUAUUUAUUUAAAAAUGAGUGUACAUUUACCAUAUUUUGCCUUGGCAGCCUGGAAUUGUAUUGCAGCAUCUCCCUAGCAAAAAUUUACUUCUAUAUAAAAACAGCUGCUUAUUGACACUGUGAAGGAUGCUUUCCAUGCUGUCAGUUGCCAAUUUUACAUAUCUUCCAUGACUAAAUGAGGUGCUGGUGACCAAGUAAUGAAAUUUGUAUUAAGGGCAGAGAUCAGCUGAGGUUUCAGUUAACAAUCUCUUCAAGAUGACACUAUAAGUUGAAAGUGAAGAAAAGAAAGAUUAACAGAGGGACAGAUAUAUUUUCAUUAAAUUCUAUUAAGUGAGUGUUAAUUUGUUAUUAAUGUAAGAUCUGUGCUUCUGAAAGGUGAAUGUAUAGUUCUUGUUCUUAUCUAGUGUGAGAGAUGAACUUGUAUACAGUUAAAUGUAAUAUAGAUUAAAGUAGGAUGAGUUCCUAUGAAAUCAAUGUUAUGAGACAGAUCACUUCUGUUCGGGGAAUGGAGGAUUGUAAAAAGUGGCUGGUUUUCUGAGUUAGAGCUUGAAAGAUGAUCUUCUAGAGAUAAGUACUUGGUGAAGUAUUUCAGAGAGGGCAGUGUAGAAGGGCUGGAACACCAGAAGAAAUAGAAUGUAUUCAGGCAUGGGGAGUAUAGGUAGGUUUGAUUCUAAUGAACUAUGAGGAUGAGGUUGGAGUCAUAUUUUUUAGGGCCAUGAAUUCCAGAGUUAGAAAAUCAUACUUCAUUUAGUGGGCAAUUUGGGAUAAAGAUUUUUAACAUGACCAAAUUAAAAGUUAUUCUAGCAGUAUUGUGAGUGGGAAAGGCAGAAUUGGAUAUCGAGAGACUAGUUAGGCUCAUAAGACAUUUGAGAAGUACUGAGGGCUUGAGUGACUGCUCCAGAUUAAGGAGGGAAAUGUUUGUAAAGUUGUAUCAUUGACAGUAUUUGGAAACUGAAUGGAUGUGUGAGACAAAGAGUGAAAAAUGACUCAAGAUAAUGAUUGAGUGUUUAGGAAGCUGCAGUUUAAGUCAGGUAAAAUCUCCACUUUAUCUCCACCAAAUGGAGCACCUAAUAGGUUAUUAACACCUAAAGUAUGUUAGGGACAUGAGACAAAAACAAAUCAGUGCUUACAAUUAGCUUUUUUUUUUUUUAAUCAAGAAUAGUAAUAUAUAAGUUAAGACAUAAAGUAAUUUUGUGGAGGAGUCACUAAGAACUGGGCAAACCAGAAGGGUCCUGCCUUCUAAGAAAGAGAUGGCACUAUGUGGCUGAUGUUUUGCAUGACUUCAUUUGUAUAAUGGGUUUUUAAUUUCUUGUUUCAGUAAGUUGAGGAGGGGAAAGAGAAAAUUUAUAAUUGAAAAUGUUUUUGGAAAGGGAAAUGGUAAUUGGACUGAAUUUGAAGGAAUUUAGAAAUUCUGCAAAGUGGAAGAGAGAAGGGAAUACUUUGUUCUAAACAUGAUUGAUAGAUUGUACAAAGCAUAUAAAUGAUAGACUAUUGUGAUGAAGAAUGGCAAGUCAUUUUGGCUGCACCACUGUCUAAAGGGAAACAUAGUGUAUUUAUUGAAUCUGGAAAAAUAGACAAGGCAGCUUGUAAAGGGAUUUAAGAAUUUUUUUUUUUUUUUUUUUUUGCUGAGGCAAUUUGGGGUUAAGUGACUUGUCCCAGGGUCACACAGCGAGGAAGUAUUAAGUGUUUGAGUCCAGAUUUGAAUUCAGAUCCUCCUUACUUCAGGGCCAGCAUGCUAACUACUAUGCCAUCUCGCUGCUCUUUAUAAAGGGAUUAAAAUGAACAAAGAAUUUGCAUUUUAUUCCACAGAUUGCUACUGGAAUUUUUUAAGCAGGGGAAUGACCUAGUUUGACUUUGCAGAUGAUUGACUAUCAGUGGGUGGGAUGAAGGUGACAGAGUUGAAGAUUCCAAGGCUAUGGGACAAAGGUGACUUAAAAUUUAAUGGUGCCUUUAUCAGAGAAGGUAGUAAUAGGGAUAGGAUGGAUCUUUUGAGAGACCUGUUCUGUUUUGGAUUUGAGUUCUGUUUCAGAUAUAUCAAAUUGAGGUGUUUAUCAGAUAUUCAGUUGGAAGUAUCCACUAGUUAAAUUUGCCUUUGGAAUAACUUAGUUUUUCAUAUGUUUUCCCAUGAUUCUCUGAAUUCUAUAUAUUCAUUAUACAGUAUAAUAUAUUAUUCCAUUGUACUCAUAUGCCACCUUUUAUUUAACUAUUCUCUUUUGAGAGAGAACUACUUUUUUUCCAAUUCUUUUUUUGGUACCAGUAAAAGCCUUUCCUGUUUAUUCACAAUCCUGGCAGGAAUUAUUUGCUCUACUUUACAGAAAAUAAUAAUAGCUGAAAUUUAUUAAUGCUUUCUUUCACCAACAGUUUGUUUCUUAACAAUUUGUCUCACUUUAAUUAUUGUUUUGUUAAUUUGUGGGAUAACACAUCAGAGGCCGCAGGCAGUAGGUCAUGCAAAGAGACUACUCUCAGGAUUUGGUUGGCCUGGAAGAUCAGGUCUUAAACCAUUGCUUCUGUGUUGCUUGAAACAUAAAAAGGCAGGCCUCUGAGGAGCAGAUGUGCUAAUGAUUUUGCAAAAUGCCCAUACCGUUCUAACUAUUCUUCUAACAGCUCUGCUGCCAUGGUGACUGCUGAAUUUUGGGGGGAAGAAAUCUAUGUUUUUGUUAAUUAUAUCUUUACAAAACUCUCAUAAAUUAUUUCAUGAGUAUUUCAUUACCUUCCAGUUCUAAGCCUGACCCAAAACAUUUGAUGUUAGGAUUGAAUAAGGCAGAGGGGUAGUUUAUGGACUUAGUAACAACAUAGGGCAAAGCUGAUGAAGGCAGGAACUAUAUACAGACUCCAUGUUUGAUCUCUGACCCAAAGAUUUUUGCUUAAGAAUGUAUUAAAUCCUACUGGGACAGGGACUCUUAAGGAGAAAGAAUAGGAAGAGUAAGUAUGAGAAACUGGGAAUCAGCUUCAUUGAUAAGAGAAUCUCAAGCUUAAGAAGGGGUGGGGUGUACCCUUUUAAGCCUGCCGAGUCAGGAGAUAGACAGGCGUUACCAGCAAGGAACUUGGAGGGCUAUAUUAGAAAUUUAAACAAGCUGUCAAAACAAUUUGAUAUAUUAGUGGAAAUUCCAAUAACUCCCUUUUGGUUGGAUUCCUUAAUGUUUUAAACAAUAAUAAAUAAAUAAAUAAAUCAACAAUGUUAAUGAUUCAGACCCUAAUCUUUCAGACCAGAGGUAUGCUGCAUCUAGCUGACAAAAUUCUAGUAUAGCCUGACAAGAUAAAAAUGUAAUUGGGAAAUGUAUAACGAAAUGAAUAAAGAUGCAAUAAAACAAUGUUAAUUUUCCAUUUUCUAAGUCAAAAUGUAGUCUUUAGGAAUUCCUUGUAUUUGAGUUUAGCAUCACAUUCUCAUAAUUAUCACAAGCUUAGGUUGACCUAAGUGUGGCCUCCUCUCCUCCAUGAAGGGAAACCAUUCCAGUGUCUGUGAAACACUCCACUCCUACCCCAAUGGUGUAUUAUAAACUUGAUAUUCAAAUUAACAUAAGCUUAGCUUGCCUUGCAAUUAUUUGUUUAAUGAAUUUCAGCAUGAAAUUCUUUGUCAGUUCGCAUUCAUUUUUCUCCUAUGGUAAAUGUGGUUUUUCCCCCCUCUCUACCACUUUGAAUUAUUUGAGGUCCUAGGAGUCUAGGAUCAUAGAUGUAGAGUUAGAAAAAAACCUUUAAAAUUCAUGGAGCAGUGGAAGGAAAAAAUUGAUCUGGAGUCAAGUGGACCUAACUCACUUGAUAUUUCAAGGUCUGGUUGUUUUGGUUGUAAUGUGAGGGACUUAUACUAGAUAACUAGGCUCUCUUCCCUCCUGAAUCUGAUUCUAUAUUCUUAUCCAACCUCAAUUUACUGAUGAAAAAAACUUAGAACUAAAGAAUUUUCACUUGCUGAAAGUCAUAGUAAGUGGUAGAGCUAAAACCUAGGUCCUUUGCCUCCAAGGCCCCCAUUGUAUCCUUUUUAAACUGCCUUUCCCUUUUAAAGAUAUUCCAUAUUUCCAUGAUUCCUCAUUCUUGUUGAUUUAAGUUGCAUGUAUUCAGUAUUUGGUCAUUAUGCCAUGUUUCCUAUUUGCUAGAUACUUCCAGCUUUUAAAAAAAUUAUAAUGUCCCUCUGAAAAUCUUUGAACAUUUGUUAAUAUUAAAAAAAAAUGAAUUCCCUUGGCAUAUUGCCAAUAAUGACAUAAUUGGGUUAAAUUGCCAUGUUUGCUGCUAGAAGUUACCCAGCAAUCUAGUUUGUUUUAAUAAAUUUUACUAAUUUGAUGGAUGAGUAGUACCUCAAUCUAUUUGAGCAAUGAAGUUAAACAUUUUUACAAGUGAUUUUUAACAUUCUUUUGAGAAUUCAUAUUUUUCAAUCCUUGUGAAUUGGGUAUUCUGUUUAUGUAAAGCCCACCCUUAUAUAAGCCCGUAUUUAGCAGGGAAGUCACUCAAACCAGUCUCCUGACUUCCAUGUAGUACCCUACCUACAAGUGAUGGUAACUUGUUCCUCCCAUGAGAUCGGUUUGGAGCCUUUAUGAGGGCAUCAGGUAUGUUCUUAUAAUAGCACCACUCAAAGGCUGGAGUCUUCAGAGGAUUGUCUGACCAGAACUUUAGGAUUUAAGGGGUACUAGCAGCUGGGGCUCAUGAGCCUCUACUAGUGUGCUCCUAAAUAACAAUGAGGAAACAGGAGUUGGAAGGAUUCACAGAAAACAAUAUAAAACAAACAUCUCAAGUUUGAGAUAUAUGCUUCCCCUUACAUCCUCAUCCUUGAGAGAAUGGAUUCAAAACAUAAGAGUUUUGUGCGUAGUGAGACAAGAAUUAUGUGUGACUAAAAGGUAUAUCCUGAUUACUAAUUCUGGAAGUCCUUUUAUCCUGUCAUAGAAUCCUUUUAAAAUUCCUAGCUGCUUGUUGGGCAGAUGAUCUGCUAAAGGGUUGGGCUGCUGUUCUGCUGGGGUGACUUAGUCUAUAACUGUAAGCUGUAAGGCUAUGGGGAGGAGGGGAACUCUGGGGAGAAACUGAAAAGUUAGAUGCUAAGGGAACCAGAGACCAAUAACUGCAGAUAACAAUGCCAGUGUUUCUGGGUUUAUGCUAGAAUGGGGCAGAGAACCAGAGUACUGAAAAGAAUCUUUACCAAGCUUUUAGAGCAUCAAGUAGGUAACUGUAGUUGCCUCACAAAAGGCUUCUUCAGCUCUGAUUUGCAUUUGGACCCCUUUAGGAAAACCUAAGAAAAUAUCCUAAAAAAAGAACCAUUCUUCUGUUUUCUGCCUCCCUGCCACUUUAUACCCUCAGGGAACAGCUAGCUGUCAGGCACUCCAUUUGUCACUAAGCUAAAGCUGAAGCUAAGAACUCUUGAAGGUUAGAAUGUUUUUCACUAAUGAGGCUACAUGUUGCCCUCAAACUCUAUUUGCAGAGACACCUUCCCACAUGCUCUUGAGUAUUUUCCUUUCAUCUCCCACCCAUGUUAUAAAGAAAAUAAAGCACACCAAUUAAACCAAAGAUCUCAAGAUGGCCAUCUUAAAUGCAGCUGUAUCUCUGUUAGCUAAUGGAUCAAAUCCAUUCCUGAAAACAUUGGGGAAUAAAGUUUUUAUAAAUUAAUUAUUAACAAAUGUCAUUUCAGAUAUGUACUCGUGGGAAACUCUGUAGCUCUGCUUUGAUGUAAGAAUUGCUUUUGAGAAUAUUGCAAUCCUCCCCCUCUUUCAGUGCACAUUUAAAGGAGAAAAAAUAUCUAAUAUUGUGUCAAACUCCUGUGGAAUUUCUCUUUAAAAAAUCUUAGAUAUGGAAGCACCAUAGAAAUAUAAAAUAUAAUUGGUAUUGGGGGAUAGAAUUAACAUCCACCUCACGGUCUGUAACUUCAGCUUUUAUCACAUGUAGUUUUGUGUUUUGGGGGAAAGUUAGCCACCCUGUAAGAGAGCUGAAAUCUUAAUAAUGAGUGAUGCUUUUGUAGUGGUUCCUUGAACUCUAGGGACUUUGCCCAGAAACAGAUGAAGGCCCAACUGCUCACACAUGUAGGGAAUCUUUCCUCCAGAGCAAAGGGAAUGAAUAAUAAUUGCAAGAUGGUAAACGUGUCUUGAGACAUUUAUUUCUGUAACCAAAUGCUAUUGAAAAACUAUUAAAAACUACAGAAGAGA